Penicillium verrucosum is the source of this 648-nucleotide messenger RNA. Its product is annotated as C2H2 type zinc finger domain protein. Bases 1 to 648 code for a protein of 215 amino acids. NCBI's taxonomy places the organism in Eukaryota, Fungi, Ascomycota, Eurotiomycetes, Eurotiales, Aspergillaceae. The transcript has 3 exons. The record is from RefSeq and is a predicted model, not a curated record.
AUGAUCGGCGACUUAGCACAUCCGGGGAACUCGAAUCGAGCGCUACUCAAACUGUUCGGACUUUCAAAGGAAGAGCAAUCGCCCGCUGAUACACUUCACCUGGGCCGCCGCUAUAUCCUGGCCGGCUAUCUGGUGAGUGAAACUUCAAAUGCCGUGCGCCUGGUCGAGGACUAUGCGUAUAGAUGUCGCUUUGUGAACGGUGUUCUCUACUGGAGAAACCUGGAGAUGUCGACUCUUGUCUCGCAGUUGUGCACCAGUGCUGAUGUGCACUACCAGUCCUUCAAGGACGGCCAGCUCAUGGCGAACAGGUACUAUAGGAAGAGCGCAGCCUUGCACGAGAGCCUUCUGACCGACCCAUCCUUAGCCGAAGAGAACGAUCUCAACAGCGGUAAAAGCAUGGAUGACUUCGAAGUUGACCUAGAUUUGACCGACACGGCCAAUGGCCCCUCCGUCUCUGAUGCCGAGCUUCGCCUCGGUGGCUGGUCCAAGGAUUACAGUGAAUAUGAGAAGCUGGACGCCGAUUUGUUCCUACGGUUCGGAAACGAGUUGAAGGAUUUCGAGAGUGUUGAUAAAUGGAAUUUGAACGACUUUGGCGGGGGCAAGGCGUCCAGCAACGAGAGCAUGCUGGAACUGGGGUUCAAGUCUUAG